AUUCUAUAAAUAUAACAAGAACAAGUGUACAUAAUUCACAAAACAAAAAACACACAAAUUUUCUACACUAAAGAGAUUAUACAGUUGACAUAUAUAGCUGAGGAUAUAUGGCACCACCUCCAACGCCGCCCGUCGUAGCGCCGCUAGUAAAACUAGUGGUGAGAGUGCUUACUUUCAUUUGCUUGCUCAUAGGACUCAUCAUCCUCACCACCAACACCGCCUCCAUUUUCAUCAACUUUGCGGAAUUUAAGAUCCGUUUCCAGGAUGUUAAAGCCUAUAGGUACAUGCUUGCGACUAUUGUAAUUGGCAUCGCGUAUACUCUCAUGCAAACUGCACUCACCGUCUAUGAAGCAACCAGAGGAAACCGCAUUGGUGGCCAAGGCUUCCUUCUCUUCGACUUUUACGGUGACAAGUUUAUAUCGCUGUUGCUGGCAACGGGCACCGGUGCAGGGUUCGGCGUGACAGUAGACUUGAAAGAUCAGUAUGGCGCAAUAACUUCGGGCUACGACAAGUUUUUUGACAAGGGUUAUGCUGUUUCUAGCAUGCUUCUCAUUGCAGUUCUCUUCUCGGCUGUUUCUUCUAUUUUCUCAUCUUUAUCGCUGCCUAAGAGAGCUUAGUUCCGUUAGUGAGUCUUGUGUUAAUUCAUCGUUGUAUUUAGAUUUGAAUACGAUAAGUUUCUGUAAUUUAGAUCAUUUGCAGUUGUUGUACUUCCAAGAUUAUUCAUUGUAGUAUUUUAUAUUCAUUGUAUUCAUUGUAAUUGUUGUAUUA
Messenger RNA from Daucus carota subsp. sativus, 768 nucleotides. RefSeq names its product CASP-like protein PIMP1. Lineage: Eukaryota; Viridiplantae; Streptophyta; Magnoliopsida; Apiales; Apiaceae. The coding region runs from base 108 to 617 and encodes 169 amino acids. The transcript is spliced from 3 exons. The record is from RefSeq and is a predicted model, not a curated record.